Saccharomyces mikatae IFO 1815 is the source of this 2256-nucleotide messenger RNA. RefSeq names its product Tof2p (gene TOF2). Gene Ontology annotation, molecular function: rDNA binding; phosphatase activator activity. Gene Ontology annotation, biological process: negative regulation of septation initiation signaling; rDNA heterochromatin formation. Lineage: Eukaryota; Fungi; Ascomycota; Saccharomycetes; Saccharomycetales; Saccharomycetaceae. The transcript has a single exon. Bases 1 to 2256 code for a protein of 751 amino acids. The record is from RefSeq and is a predicted model, not a curated record. Gene Ontology annotation, cellular component: nucleolus.
AUGUGGAGGUUGCAAAUUGUACUCGUGCCGCCAACUGCCCAAGAUGCCAUUACAUUUCUCGACGCCAAUAUGAAUAUAAGUGAUAUCUCACAAUCAGCAUUUCCUAUGCUUCAGUAUAAUGAAAAUAUAAUCAUGAAUAGCAGUGACAAUAACGAUAGAAACUCUUUCGCUGCGAACUCAUCUUCACAAAAAGCUAUUCAAGCAAGCAAUAACAAUUCUUUUCUCAAUCACCUCCCGAAUUGUAAAAAGUUUCUACAUUUCACAAACGGUAACAAUACACUUUUAGAUCUAUCAAAUGAAAUUUUACUCAAAUUUGAUAAACUUUAUCCAUAUUUCAACGAGCCUAUCGAAAUCAUGUCUUUACGAGAUAGACACGGUUGUGAUUUGGACUCUCAAUUUAUAAUAAAAGAUGUAUUUGAAAGUGAUGGUGUCGUUUUAGUAAUUUUGAAAGAUGAAUUAGAUUGGAGUAAAAAUAAGCAUAUUUCAUUAUUACAGUUAGCAAGACAACGAAAACGGCCGAAUAACAGGUUAUCCGUAGAAUCUAUGGUUAAUGAAGGCGUAUCUUCUAAAACAAAAAAGGAUGCUAUCCACUUAGUAACCAAAAACUCGUUCAAGAAAAAGUUUACCAAUAAGUCAAGGGUCUCAACGCCUCUAAUGAAUGAAAUUUUACCGCUUGCAAGCAAGCAUGAUGCACUGAAUAAGGGAAAUGGUUCCAUACGACCUCCCCCGAUAUUAAUUGCUUCUGAUAUAAACAAGUAUCCACAAGAUCGUAACCAUGCAAAGAGAGAGCCUGAUAUAUACGAAGGUGAUAGUGAUAAAGAAAAUAUGCCCUCAAUAUCUGUUGAGGAACAGAAAAAAGAUGGCUCCAAGUUACAUGAAGUGAUAAACCCAGAUAACGUACGCAAUUCUUCAGAAAAGCCUGCUUUUGAGCUCCCAAGUGAAAAUUCCUCGCAGAUUUCGUAUGAUUCAAUUGAUACCGAUUUCCAAUUGAGCACUACUUCUAUUACGAAUUCUGAUAUGCAUACGCAAGAUCACAACACUUCUAGCGCGGUCUACAGCGCUAGGAAGAGCUCUUUAGAGACUAAAGUUCAAAACAAAAAAAGUGAGGAUCUUCGAUUGGAUGACAAAAAUAGAAGUGAAAAUUAUAGAAGAAUAGAAACAUUUUCAGAUGAAGAAGACUUUAAUAAUACGGAUAACGAUCACGUAGAUUCUUUUGUGAACAGUUCCAAGAAGGCUUUGGUGGGUUUUCGGGAUAUUAAUUCUGAUUUCGAUGGCGUUUCCUUCAAUAGUGAUAUCGAAGAUGCAGUACAAAGUACCCAGACUACCAAAAGUGCUAUUUAUCCCUCCUUUUAUUCUAACAACAGUUUAUAUCGAAAUAAAGGUAAGGAGGACUUAUUCCGCCUUGUCGAGAAUGAGUUCCCUGUUAAAUCAUUGAGCGAUGCCUCAUCUAAGUUAAAUAAGAAAGGGGUAAAGAUAAAAGACACUAUCCGGAAACUAAAUAAGUUUAAACCUUAUAAGGAAACUGAGACUCUAAGAAAUAACACUAUCACGGAAUCACGCUUUAAAAAUUGUGCUCCAAGGACAAAACUUAAUGUCACGUCUAAAAAUUCAGGUAUUGUUCGUCUGGAUACCAAGCAUCCUAAUGGUCUUCAUGGUGUUGAUUCCCUUGGUCAAAUUGCAAAGGUCGGAAGAAUAACGGUGAAGCGAAAAAUUGAUGGUGUUGAAUCAAAAAUUAUAGAAUUUAGAAGGAAAAAGAAUAUGGAAAAUAAAUCUUUGAAAGAUAUUUUUGCAAACACUGGGAAAUCGCUAAACACAAAUUCGACCAUAAAAGUAGUUAAGUUGAAGAGAGAUACUGUUGCUAAUCCUAAAGAAGAAAUGGAGGCAAUCUCUAAUAGCGCACGACAGACGCAAAACUCACAUAAGGUGACUAUGAAGGGAUCAACACCAGGAGAAAAAGAAAAUGGCCGAGCAAUGCCACCGCAGUUCAAAAAAGUUAAAAUUGCAAAGUCACAUUCUUCAUCCUCCUCAUCUUCUUCAGGUUCGCUCGAAUCCUUGUCAGAGAGCUCCUCCUCAGAUGAUUCGGACGAUAAUUCUAACUCAAGGAACGUACAAGUGAAAAAAAUUAACUUCAGGACAGGUCAUGAAUCGACUGGAAGCUCUAGUGACCAACUUAUGCUAGAUUUAGACGGGAAUGAAGCAAGUUCAAACAAAUAUCAAACACCUACGUAUGUUGAGAGCGAUGAAUUUGAUGAAUAA